GUUUUAAGUUUUGACGUCUCGGGUCUUGUAAUUUUUUUAGUUCUUUGUUUUUUUUUAGGUAUUUUGUGUUAUAAUAAAGGAAAAUUAUUUUAUGAUUGAAAAUAGACUUAUAUCGAAUAAUGCUGUUUAUUUUAAUUUUUGCACAUCCAAGUGAUGAUUGCUGUUUACAAAGAUUUUUGUUACCAAUUAGUGCAAAUCAGAAAAUAUGUGCUUGAUGACGAAAAUGAAUCAUAGUUCUAAUUGGCUUUAAAUAACAAUUACGUGGUGCUGUUAUUUAUUUAUUUUUAUACAAAUGAAAUGCAACAUCCGAGAACUCGCUCUAUUGAGCGACCAACCGUGCUCAAUGGAAGGAAGGUUGAAUUACAAAAAGAUAACAAACGGUGGAUACCGUAACCAAGCAGAGAAUGCUACAGUUCAUAAUUGAGGCUAAAAAUCUAAGAGACACCUUCUGUUAUUUAUACGACGUGACUGUAUGUGGCGAAAAUAGAGACGAACACGAUAAAAACUUGCAGCAAUUUAUGAAUGCUGUGAGGAAAUACAAACUUACGUUAAAUGAGAAGAAAUGGACUUUUGGCUCAAAAAUUAUAAGUCUAUUAGGAUAUUCCAUUGAGAACAACGUUAUCAAGCCAGACAAAGAACGAUUAAAACCACUAUUGGAUCUCCCUACUCCAACAGAUGCAGUCUCAUUAAGACAUACUUUGGGUAUGUUAGCUCACUAUUCGAAGUGGAUUUACAACUUUUCAUACCUUAUUAAGCCUUUGAUUGACAACACACGAUUCCCACUUAGCCAAGAAGCCAUAAAAUGUUUUAAAAUUGGAAAUAACCAAAGCUUCCCUGACAGCUAUUGACAAUGACGAAACUUUUACAGUAGAAACCGAUGCAUCCGAGCAGUCAAUAGCUACAACCCUUUCUCAAAAUGGUCGCCCUGUAGCUUUCCUUUCAAGAACUUGGUCCAACACAGAAUGUGGCCAGUCAUCUAGAAUCAGUCAUCAGUCAUCUAAAAAGAAGCAAGCGCAAUUGUGUAAGCACUUCGUAAAUGGCGCCACUAUCUUAUUGGAAGAAAUUUUAUUUUGAUAACCGAUCAGCAGUCUGUUGCUUUUAUGUUCAAUCAAAAACAUUCAAGCAAAAUAAAAAAUGAAAAAAUUGAACGGUGGCGCUUAGAACUGUCUUGCUACAAAGACGACAUAAUUUAUCGUCCAGGUCAUCAAAAUACUGUAGCUGAUGCAUUAUCAAGAGUAUGCGCUCUCAUGAAUCCAAAUAAGCUGUAUGAAUUACAUGACCAGCUGUGUCAUCCCGGUGUUACCAGAAUGGUACACUGGAUGAGAUCAAAGAAUCUUCCAUAUUCUGUUGAAGAAAUAAUAUUAAUGACAGCAUCUUGUAAAGUAUGUGCUGAGAUAAAACCACGGUUCUGUCAAUCAAAAGGCCAGUUGAUAAAAGCUAUUCCUCCAUUCGAGAGAAUAAAUAUAGAUUUUAAAGGCCCACUACCAUUGAAUACUCUAAACCAAUACCUACUUACAAUUAUAGACGAGUACUCGAGGUUUCCGUUUGCGUAUCCCUGCAGUGAUUUAUUGGUGGCUACAGUGAUACGAUGUUUGAAAGAUCUUUUUCACACUUUCGGAUUUCCAUUAUACGUACAUUCCGAUUGAGGUACGACUUUUAUCAGAAGAGCUCAAAAAUUUUUUAACGCCACUUGGAAUAGCUACAAGCACACCUUAACACCUUAAGCGAACCACACCUUACAUUCCUCAAGGAAAUGACCAAGUUGAACUACUAUCGUUCAAAGAAUAUGGACAUUUCAAAGUGGGAAAGAGUAUUAUCCAAGGCGUUACACUCACUUCGGUUGCUUUUAUGUACGACUAUAAACGUCACUCCCCAUGAAAGAAUGUUCAAUCAUCCACGUCGUUCGCCUAAUGGAAAAUCUUUACCUACGUGGCUUAUAAACUCUGGACCUGUACUCAUAAAGAAAAAUAUAAGAACAUCCAAAUAUGAUCCACUUGUUGAAGAAGCAGAAGUUCUUCACGCAAAUCGAACUUACUCGCAAGUUUGUCUCUCUCGAGAAUGCACUGUAUCCAAUAGACAAUUGGCGUCCCUACCUAUGAUUCAGAUUAGUGAAGAGAAUAAUUAAAACGGCCAAGAUAAUGGAAAUAAUAUUCGCCCUGAUAUGAAUACAAACAAUGAGCCAGUAGAAGCUGUACAACCUGAACAAACCGAAAAUGUUCAAAAUAACAGUACAGAGAAUGAUACAGAAAAGAGCGGACUUCGUCGUUCCACUCGUGACAGACGGCCUCCCUCAUAUCUGCGCGAUUAUGUUGGAACUUCAAGGACGGGUGAUUGUAGUAUACUUACCUCUUUGUUAUAAUAUACAACCUUAUUCAUAAUUGUUAUAAACGAAGAUAUCUGUCAUCCUAAAAUAUUAUUACUUGUCAAUGUAUUUUGUCUUUAUACUGUACGUAAUCUUUUAUGUUGAAUAAAACCAAAUAUCCAUUGGUUUUCACUUUCUUUAUCACUGUAAUAUUUUUCAUAAAACUAAUAUAUGAUAGAAAAUUAAAAUUUAAAUAAAAUAAUCACCAAAGUUAC
Parnassius mnemosyne (clouded apollo) is the source of this 2577-nucleotide messenger RNA. The record is from the annotation of a GenBank genome assembly. NCBI's taxonomy places the organism in Eukaryota, Metazoa, Arthropoda, Insecta, Lepidoptera, Papilionidae.